AAGAACACGGAAGAGCAGUGCCGGAAGGGCUGGUCCUUGAAACUGGAGCAUGACGGGAGAAACUUACAUCUAGAAAGAGCCAACUUGGGCUUGAAUUUGUCUGCAAAUACUUCUCACAGUGCUGAUUCUCAGCAUGCUUCAUCUUUCAAAGUGAAACUGGAGUCUUGAUUCUGUUAAGACAGAGGAACUGAUGCAGGGAGAGAGACGCUGAGGCAUGCGAUGACACGGAAACAGAACCAUUUUGGACCUGAUGAUCACAUAGUGCCCCUCUGCACUGCUCCCAGCCUUUGGAUAAAAGGAUAACUCCUGGAGUGAAAUAAGUCACAUGUUUUCUGACCUGUUACUAGCACACGCUUUUUGGAAGGAACUUGCACACCUCAUCGUUUUGAAGGGAAAUAAUCCUCCAAGAAAGCGCAGCCUGUCCUCCCAUCACUGUAAAAACUUCCUGAAACUGGAACCAUGAUAGGUGGAGUAGGAAACUGCUGCAUUAACGAGCACUUAUUACUUUGUUACAACAUACUUUCUAUCCAAAUCUUGAUGUGAAAUGGGUACGAACUUCUACAAACUCCUUUUUGACAUUUCUGAGGCUUUGGUCACAGAUGACCUUGCGGCUAUGAAGUUUCUCAGCAUGGAGCACAUCCCCGUGAGGAAGCUGGAAGCCAUCCAGGAGCCCAAGGCCUUCUUGAGAGAGCUGCAGGAGAAAGGCAUGAUCCAAGAGGGGAACCUGUCCUUCCUGAAGGAGCUGCUCUACCGGAUCAGUCGGAUCGACCUCCUGGAAACCCUCCUGGGCUCUAGCGGACAGGAGGUGGAGAGGGAGCUUCAGAUCCCAGGCAGGGCAAAGGUGUCAGCCUACAGGCAACUGCUAUAUGGAAUUGCAGAGGACUUGUCUCCAGAAGACGUAAAGUGCGUGAAGUUCCUGCUCCGAAAACGAAUACCCAACAGCAAACUCCAGGAUAAUGCUUCAAUGCUGAAGGUCUUACUGGAAAUGGAAAGAAAAGCGUUAAUUAAAGAAGAUGACCUGUCAAUGCUGAAAGAUAUAUUAAAGGGAUUUAGAGCUGACAUCACAAAAAAAGUUGUUACCUUUGAAGAACAAAAAAAAGAAAAUGAUUGUAAGGAAAAACUCCUCUAUCCAGCGCCUGUAUCUGUGCAUCCAGCAAGGCAAACAGCAGAGAGUGAGACACGACACCUGGAGACCUCGAUCAAGUCUGUCGGUUCUAAUAUCAAGGAUAACAAAGAAGCGUGUCUUACCCAAGGCUUCUCUGAAAUAAAGCUGGUGCUGCGUGGAGGACUCAGCAAUGCAGAAAAUGAAUCCAAGAAGGUGAAAAGCUACAAAAUGGAUGGACCACACAGAGGAUUUUGUCUUGUUAUUAAUAAUGUUAAAUUCAAUCAGUCUCUUAGUGAAAGGAGGGGUUCUUUCAAAGAUGCUGAGGAACUGGAGCGAGUAUUCACAUGGCUUGGUUUGGAUGUGAGGAUUUACACAGACCUGACAUCUCAGAAUAUUAAAGAACUCAUGCAAACUUGGCAGCAGUUGCAAGAUCACAAAGACAGGGACUGUUUUAUAUGUUGUAUUCUGUCUCAUGGAGAGUCAGGAGCAGUCUAUGGGAAAGAUGAGGAACUUGUAUCGAUCCGCACAAUCAUGUCCUACUUCACUGCAAGACAGUGUCCACAGCUGGCAGAAAAACCCAAACUCUUCUUUAUCCAAGCAUGCCAGGGUAAAGAGAUACAGUGUGGUGUCCCUGUUAAAACUGAUGCACGAAUUCCAGACUCAUCUUCCAUGCAACAGAGCUUUUCUCCUUCUGAAAGUAUUCCUGAAGAGGCUGAUUUCCUCCUAGGCAUGGCCACUAUUGAUGGAUAUGUCUCCUUCCGGCAUAUUCAACAGGGUGCUUGGUACAUUCAGGCCCUGUGCAGCAAGCUACAGCUGUUGGUACCAAGGGGUGAAGAUAUUUUGUCAAUUCUUACCGAAGUUAAUGAAGAUGUGGCCAGACGUGUUGACCGCUUAGGCACAAAGAAGCAGAUGCCCCUACCAGCAUAUACCUUAACAAGAAAACUUAUAUUCCCAAUACCUAGAGACCCUCCUCCUUCACAGCAAUGUGGAGGCUUUUGAAAUACAUCCUUUUAUCAGCACAUUCCACUUAAAUGCAGUUCACCACAUGACCUGUUUUAAAGCAGGUAUCCAGAAUCCCGAGGGACUGUUAGCUUCAAGGCAAAGUGUCAUAAUUUUUUUCCAUCCUGGGAAACUGGAGGAGAUGCAGUUAAAACAAUCCAUGUGCUAGCUAGUUACAUCAUCUAUAUAUUUAGUGUUAUCAGGGCUGGAGAAGCAUGCUUCGGUCUUGUUAAAUGU
This is a messenger RNA of Neopsephotus bourkii (Bourke's parrot), 2341 nucleotides long. RefSeq names its product caspase-8-like. NCBI's taxonomy places the organism in Eukaryota, Metazoa, Chordata, Aves, Psittaciformes, Psittacidae. Gene Ontology annotation, biological process: proteolysis; regulation of apoptotic process; apoptotic process. The record is from RefSeq and is a predicted model, not a curated record. The transcript has 12 exons. Bases 545 to 2104 code for a protein of 519 amino acids. Gene Ontology annotation, molecular function: cysteine-type endopeptidase activity; protein binding.